Molecule: messenger RNA, 1968 nt
Organism: Pseudonaja textilis
Lineage: Eukaryota; Metazoa; Chordata; Lepidosauria; Squamata; Elapidae
Gene: SLC25A25
Product: solute carrier family 25 member 25
Biological process (GO): transmembrane transport
Cellular component (GO): mitochondrial inner membrane
Molecular function (GO): calcium ion binding
Source: RefSeq, a predicted model, not a curated record
CUGCAGGCUUGCAGAGGGUUAAUUUCCCCUUCCAGGGAAAGUGAGUGACGUGGGGUGUGUGUGAAGCGCUUACGAAAGCCCCAGUUAAGCAGCAACGCCCUCACAUCACAUGCCUUGGCAGAGAACGGCAGGCCGAGCUCCAGAUUCCCCCUAGCCGGAGCCUUCCCUUUUUGAGCGAGGGAGGGCAGGGCCGCCUCAGCCAAUGGCAGCCGAGACAGCCUCGCACAUAGCUGGGCGUCAUGCCCACUAGCCGGCAUUUCGGCAUUUCCUCUCUUCCCGGCAAGGACAGAGUGAAAAAAGAGCCGAGAGGGGAAUCGGCGCGGUGGGAAUCUUAUCUCAGCUGUGGUGGGAUCUACAUCGGCUGCGUAGCUCGGGCGAAGGGGAGAUGCUUUGCCUGUGCCUCUAUGUGCCAAACUUCGGCGCUUCCCAGGCUGAGUUUGAGUACUUCGAGUCCAGACGCCUCCCCGCCGGACUCAAAUCCAUCUUCAGGCUGAGCCUUCUGAUCCCUUCCCAGGAAUUCUCCACCUACCGGCAGUGGAAGCAGAAAAUCGUAAAAGCUGGCGAUAAGGACCUGGAUGGCCAGCUGGACUUCGAAGAAUUCGUUCACUACCUCCAGGACCACGAGAAGAAACUGAGGCUGGUCUUCAAGAGCUUGGACAAAAAGAAUGACGGUCGCAUUGACGCUCAGGAGAUCAUGCAGUCCCUCCGCGAUCUGGGCGUCAAGAUCUCGGAACAGCAGGCGGAGAAGAUCCUCAAGAGCAUGGAUAAAAACGGGACGAUGACCAUCGAUUGGAACGAGUGGCGGGAUUAUCACCUCCUGCACCCAGUGGAGAAUAUUCCAGAAAUUAUCCUGUACUGGAAACACUCAACGAUUUUCGAUGUCGGGGAGAAUCUCACCGUCCCGGAUGAAUUCACCAUAGAAGAGAGGCAGACGGGGAUGUGGUGGCGCCACCUGGUGGCAGGAGGAGGUGCCGGCGCUGUAUCCAGGACCUGCACAGCCCCCUUGGACCGUUUGAAGGUGCUCAUGCAGGUCCACGCUUCUCGCAGCAACAAUAUGUGCAUCGUCGGAGGGUUUUCUCAAAUGAUCCGUGAAGGUGGCACCAGGUCUCUUUGGCGUGGCAACGGCAUCAACGUCUUGAAGAUCGCCCCGGAAUCAGCUAUCAAAUUCAUGGCGUACGAGCAGAUCAAACGCUUCAUCGGCACAGACCAAGAGGUGCUGAGGAUUCACGAGAGGCUGGUGGCCGGCUCGUUGGCUGGAGCCAUUGCACAGAGCAGCAUUUACCCCAUGGAGGUUCUGAAAACCCGGAUGGCCCUGCGUAAAACCGGGCAGUACACAGGGAUGCUGGACUGCGCAAAGAACAUCCUUGCCAAAGAAGGACUAGGUGCUUUCUACAAGGGCUACAUUCCCAACAUGCUGGGGAUCAUCCCGUAUGCUGGGAUUGACCUGGCUGUUUACGAGACAUUGAAAAACAGCUGGUUGCAGCAUUACGCCGUGAACAGUGCAGAUCCUGGCGUCUUCGUCCUAUUGGCCUGUGGCACCAUGUCAAGCACUUGUGGGCAGUUGGCCAGCUACCCUCUUGCUUUAGUACGGACCCGAAUGCAGGCUCAAGCCUCAAUCGAAGGAGCCCCCGAAGUGACCAUGAGGGGCCUCUUCAGGCACAUCCUGAAGACCGAAGGCGCCUUUGGGCUCUACAGGGGCCUGGCCCCCAAUUUCAUGAAGGUGAUCCCCGCCGUCAGCAUCAGCUACGUGGUCUACGAGAACCUGAAGAUGACUCUGGGGGUGCAGUCGCGAUGACCACCGAGUGGCCUCUGGGACACAUUUUAAAACCAAACCCGGGAGCGGCAGCUCUCGGGUGGACGGCCGUUUCAUUCUGUGAAUGGGUUGAAGACACUAAUAAGUCGCGCGAACCAAGCUGUGAUGCCCCCAGACCCAGAAGAAGGGGUGGGGGGUGGGGGAACUGGGGGAGA